This is a messenger RNA of Mercenaria mercenaria, 1310 nucleotides long. RefSeq names its product hemicentin-1-like. Lineage: Eukaryota; Metazoa; Mollusca; Bivalvia; Venerida; Veneridae. The transcript is spliced from 5 exons. The record is from RefSeq and is a predicted model, not a curated record. Gene Ontology annotation, cellular component: cell-cell junction. Gene Ontology annotation, molecular function: cell adhesion molecule binding. Gene Ontology annotation, biological process: cell-cell adhesion. Bases 1 to 1242 code for a protein of 413 amino acids.
AUGACCAUGAGGUGUCAAUACCCUCCAGGACCUCCAGUUAUAACUGGCUACGCCGAUGGCAGUGAGUACCGAGUUAUAGAAAAUACACAAGGACGAUUAUCAUGUUCUGUAACUGGUGGAAAUCCGGCACCAACUUUGACAUGGAACUGUAUCAACAGUGGUACCUUAGAAACAACCAGUGAUGGUACUGUUACCAAAACACAUGUAUGGACAGCUCAACGAAACCAAGAUAGGACCUGUACAUGCCGGUCCUUCCAUUACAGUGGUGAAAAAACUGUUUCUAUUAAAAUAGAAGUAUUGUAUCCCCCAACAACACCAACAUUCAGAAUAAGUUCAACCCAAGUCAAUGGCACAGUAAAAGUUAUCAGGAACAAGCAGUUAUCUGUCAGUUGUAUCAGUUCAGGAAACCCGCCACCAUCUUACACAUGGAUUAAUGCAGACAUGGCUACUACAAACAGACAAGACCUAAUUGUGAGCAGUGUACAGAACAAUGGAACAUAUACAUGUAAUGUAAGCAACUCCAUGAAUCCAUCGGUUGGCACUGCUGCAUCUGGAAGUAACACAUCAUUUAUAGAUGUUCUCAUUUUAUAUCCUCCUUCCAUUCCAAUGUUUAAUUACUGGAACAUAAGUGGGCCAAAUAUAUCAACAAGGGAACUUGAUGUGAUACGAGGUGAUACAUUUAAAGUAGCCUGUACAUCGAGUGGAGAACCAGCACCGGCGUACUACUGGGACAACCAAGGUCACAAUAGGAUACUUACAGUAACCAACAUUACUACAGAUCGUAGUAGUAUAUGUAAAGCUAGAAAUACAAUGCAGGAAACAGUUGGGCAGAUAUUAACAAGAUCAGCUACAGCUUCACUGAAGAUAAACGUACUAUAUCCACCAAGUGUUGUAACAUUGAAAUAUCAUAAUGGGGACAGUUCACUGGUUAGUAUAACAACAACUCUCAACAUUAGAGAAGGAAAUCCGCUCAUGGUUACCUGUAGCAGUGUCAGUAAGCCGCCACCUUCAUACACCUGGACCGGUACUGUUUCCGCCACUUCGGGUACAUUGAAAGUUGACAGUGCCGUUAGAUCUCACACUGGAAAAAUUACUUGUAACGUAGAAAACGUCAUGGCAAGGACUUUCGCUAAUCCAGACAAGACCAAAGUAGGAAAAACAAGUAGAGGUUUCAACUUACAAGUUCUAUGUAAUUACUUCAUUCUUGCUUUUUAUUUUAACUAUUGCACAUUCAUAUUGUGAUUCUCUAUGUCAAGUAUGCCUUCUGGUUUUUAGCUCACGUGACAGGCUGAGCUUUUGUGAUCACCCGU